AAAAUCAAUAAAUGUACACAACGAAGGUUGAUAAAAAGCAGCAACAUAGUUAAAAUAAAAUGUCUUGCUUAAAACUUCCGUAUGAUAAAAAGUUAUAGAUCUAGAUGAAACAUAGAUCUAAAUCUAAAAUGUCUUAAGUAAUUAAAAUCAAUUAUUUAGAUCGAGAUCUAGAAUUCGCGAAUGAUGAACGCAGAUAACCCUGAGGAGAAAUUACCUUGGAGGAAAACUCAGCUGCUUGGUCAAGGUGCCUUUGGCUGCAUACAUUUAUGGGAGAAUGUUGAGACAAAAGAAAAACUGGCAAUCAAGACAUGUAAGCAUAAAGAAGAGAUGUCUGAUAAAACAUGGGAACGCUGGAAGAUGGAGGUGUACAUCAUGGGAAAGCUGAAGCAUGAAAAUGUUGUUCGGGCUGUUGAUCUUCCAGAAAAGCUGAGCCCUCAAAGUGGUCAGCCACCAGCAUUAGCCAUGGAGUACUGUGAAGGUGGAGACUUAAGAAAGGUUCUAAACCGGCCUGAUAAUUGUUGUGGACUGAAAGAAAAUGAGAUACGCCAACUUUUAACUGGGGUAGGCAGCGCCAUUGAAUAUCUACACAGCAAUCGAAUCAUCCAUCGAGAUCUAAAACCAGAAAAUAUAGUCUUAAAAUGUUUGGAUGAGAACAAGAUAUUAUAUAAAAUAAUAGACCUGGGUUAUGCUAAAGAACUUGAUUUGAGCAGUAUCUGUAACUCAUAUGUUGGAACCAUGCAGUACUUGGCUCCAGAGUUGUUUGUUACUAAACCUUACUCCAAGACAGUUGAUUACUGGUCAUUUGGAUGCUUGGUUUUUGAGUGCAUUGCUGGAUUUAGACCAUUUUUACCAACAUUACCACCAGUUGAAUGGCACAAUGUUGUCUGUAAAAAAUCACCUGAUGAUAUCAAUGCCCAGUAUGAUGAAAAUAAAGAAAUAAAAUUUUCAAAGAAGCUCCCUCCUAAUAACCAGUUGUGCAGACCACUCCAGAACUACCUAGAACAGUGGCUGAGACUUAUGCUUAGAUGGGAUCCCAAAGCCAGAGGAGGAGGAAUAGUACAGGCACAAGGGAUAGAGAGGCCAAAGUGUUUUUGUGUGUUAGAACAAAUUAUGGCAAUCAAGAUUUUGCACAUUCUGUAUGUGGAAAUGAACAGUAUUCUGUCUUUCAAUGUAAAUGAAACACACACAAUGAAAGAAGUUCAUGCAGCCAUUGAGCUAGAGACUGGGAUACCACCUCAACAACAGUACAUUAUAUUAGCCAAUGGUGUCAAGCUGGAGCCCACAGACACAGCUCUUCAGGGCUGUUCAGAUCCAAAUACAGAGGAGGUAAUUGUCUUUUUGUUUCGGCGAGGAAAUCUCCAAUAUCAAGCUAAAAAUAAAAAACUACCACAGCAGGUACAAGCUAUAGCUAAAGAACCAAGUACCCUUCUUCCUCCUAAGGACCAUCGUAAAGCGUGGGCACAUGCUGUCCACUGGUGUGCAGUAACAAACAGAGACUAUAAAAGGAUAAUUCUAAGUCACAGGGCAGCUCUGUUGAGCCUCCUACGUAGCAACAGUUUAGUCUCUAAACAAAAGUGGCAGAUGACGAGUGAGAUGGGUAAGCUUAUGGCCUGCAAGGAUCACUUUCAAACCAGUUUGGACUUUGAUCUCCAAAAGUGUAAAGAAAACAUUGAGAAUGAUAAAGCUAAUGUCUGGAGAAGUAAAAUGUAUGAGGUGUGGACACACAUGGCCAGCCAGUUGAAUGAAAUAAAUAACCUACAAGACAGAGUAAAUAGUAUAGACAGCAAAGCUACUGCCAUCACAACAGAAAUUGUGGAGCUGCAACGAAGCCCCAGUGGGAAACCAAAACAAAAUAACGACCUGGAUGAAUUUGAAACUGGAUCCAAAAAACUGUAUUCAGAGUUGAUUCGUGCCACUCAAGGUGCUGCAGGAGAUGGAAGUCAUGAAAUGAUGGAUCAUUACCCCAUGGUGGAUCUGGUUGGCAGAUGUUUGGUCAAAAGGGAGGAGCAGACCAAAUUAUUAUUUAAACAUCUGAGCAAAGUUUUAGACUGUCAGUUGAAACUAGAACCUAUCCUACCAGACCUGGACAAUGCCUGUAGUGAGAUUGCAGCUGCUUCUCAGCAACUCAAGACUAUGCAGUUGCAGAGACAGACUGAUAUGUGGAAUGUAUUUCACUGGAUGUGUGGAAAUGGAAAAGAUCCAGCCAAUGACUUCCCACCGCUGCCAUCAAACAUCUUGUACACUUCUUACAGCUCCAACCUUGAAUCUAUUCAACUCAUGGAUGAUUUUAAAACUAACGCACUGAGGCUGCAAGAUGUGGUAGAGACAAUGCUAAGAGAACAAGAGGAACAUAUCACUUCACUGGAAAAUUGAUGUAUCUGGCCAGUAUUGUCUGGAUUGAGUGUUGAUUUAGAUAUUGCUGAUUAGGGGUCAUCCAUUUAAGUUGCCCACACAAAAUAUGAGUCCUCUCAAAACUUAUUUCCAAUUCACUAACUCAAUAACACCCAAUGUGUUUGUGUACUUUACAGUAUAAUAUAUGGUGAAUUAUUCUUUUUGGUAAUGUCGGUUACUGAGUAUUAAAGACUGAAUCUAUAAUGUGAAAAUCUAGAAAAAUGUUUUACAAAUUUUAACCUAUGGUGAGCUUUUAUUUUAUAGUAAGGAUUUUUAUUUUCAAAUUUAAUAUUUUAAAACUGCAAACCUAUAUAAGCAUUUAUUUUUUAUUAUUUUUAUUUCUAAAUCAAGGAACAGCUGGUGCAGGUAUUAAAUACAUUAUUAUUCUAUCAAAGUAAAGUUCCUAAUAAGUUGUAAGGCCACAUUGAGUUCCUAACCUCUAUUUCUUUUUCUGCAUUAGUACGGCAAGGUAAACAUGAGAGGUUUAAAGCAGGCACUGUGAAUGAAUAGUUCUGCGAGGUACUAAUUUUAUAAAUAUACAUACUGUGAUGUAAUUACCUGGUGAGUUGUUUAACAUAAGUUUUAACAUAUGUUUUGUAUGCAAGAUACAAGACUUUUUUCUUGUUAUAACCUGUCAGUAUAUUGGUGUUAAAUGCAACAUGUCCUUAAACACACACACCCCACCCAGUCCAUAUGCAUUUACAUAAGUCGACUUUUGUCCGACGCCCACCCCUCCAUGUGGACUACAAUGGAUGACUCCUUUUUUUAUUAACUAUUUGUAAGCCUUUAGUGCUGUAGUCAAAUUCAAUGUGAGAGUGAAGUUAGUUUGGUUUUUAUCAGCCGGGUGAAGGUAGCUUUAGCAUGUAGAUAUUUGUUACUCUGUGUAUGAGUGUGUUGUCAGUCAAUGUGCUAAAGUAUGUCUUGUAACAAGGAAUAUUAAAAAGGGUCCAUACUUAUUAAAAUGACGUCAUGUUUUUAAAAAUGAUUUUUUUUACCUCCCAUUAUCACUCAUCAUCACAAAAUGGACAAACCCACUAAAAUAACGGCACACCUCAGUAUCACUUUCUUGGCAUUGCUAUUUUUGUGUGUUUUAAAACAACAAUUUCUUUCUAAAAUAUUUAUUGAGCUCAGUCAACAUGGAGUAUGUCGAUCAAUUUUUACUACAAUUUACAAAAAAGUCUUAUAUAAAAUGAAAAUGUAAAAGCUAAAAUUUAGUUUCCAACAUUACUUUCAAAAAUCCAAGUGUUUCCUCACUUUCUGAACACCUCCCCCUUAUUCUUCAUCACACAAUUCUCACAAUAGCACAAACUCUCCCCUUAUUUAAUUUAUGAAUGACCCCCCCCCCCCCCCCCCUUAAUUGCUUCCUUUUAAAAUGUUACCAUGCAUUUUAAAUUAGUCAUUAUUUAACUAAUUAUACAAACUCAUAGAAUUUUAUUGUCUGAAAAAGCUUGUGUGAGUACUAUUAUAUGUUGUUUUGUUAUUUUAUCUUUAGCUAUUCAGUUCAUUUCACAGAAUGUUCAUAACAUCCUCUUCUCACUUUACAAUUAUUUAUACUUAUAAUUUUUCACUAUAAUCAUAUGUAUAAAAAAGAAAAUUAAACACAAUUAAAUUCUAU
Molecule: messenger RNA, 4006 nt
Organism: Physella acuta
Lineage: Eukaryota; Metazoa; Mollusca; Gastropoda; Physidae
Product: inhibitor of nuclear factor kappa-B kinase subunit alpha
Biological process (GO): peptidyl-serine phosphorylation; positive regulation of transcription by RNA polymerase II; tumor necrosis factor-mediated signaling pathway
Cellular component (GO): cytoplasm; IkappaB kinase complex
Molecular function (GO): IkappaB kinase activity; ATP binding; protein binding
Source: RefSeq, a predicted model, not a curated record